CUGGCGUGUGAGGCUCUUGAGAUUGGGGGGCAGUAACUACAGAUGCACAGGUGUGGACGGGACUGCUGAGGUGCAUUUCCUGUACAGAGGAGGAGGAGGAAGAAGAAGAAGAAGUGUGAGGGAAGGUAGAGACAAGGACGGGUUCAACUGGUUUCUUCACAAUAGCAGCUCACCUGCCGGUCAGUGUUGCAUUCCAGCGCAGAGGGGGAAGGAAGGCAGAUCACAGCUUCUCUGUACUUUCAACUCCUGGGAGAAAUUCAACAUGGCUGAGAAUGAGAACUUUUACGGCAAAAACGGUGAGCCUCGGAAGUAUGAUCCCAACUUUAAGGGUCCGAUUGAGAAAAGGGGCUGCACAGACAUCGUCUGCUGCAUCCUCUUCAUCAUUUGUGUUCUGGCAUACAUCGCAGUGGGAAUUCUAGCAUGGUCCCAAGGUGACCCCAGGAAGGCCAUCUACCCCACAGACAGCCGAGGGCAGUUCUGCGGGCAGGCUGGAACCCCACUGCAAAAUAAGUCGAUGGUGUUUUACUUCAACAUCCUUAAGUGUGCCAGUCCCAUGGUGCUGCUGGAGUUCCAGUGUCCGACCACUCAGAUGUGUGUGGAGAAGUGUCCCGAGAAGUACAUGACCUUACUCUCUGCGUACCCCAUCAAAAAGGAUUUUGAUUACUACAAAAACUUCUGCCAGGAAGGCGUGACAAACUCAAUGGGAGUGCCAGAGAUCCUCAAGAGAGGCCUCUGUCCCGCUGUGCUGAUUCCCAGCAAGUCCUUCACCAAAAGGUGUUUCCCUUCUCUGGGCAUGAACAAUGGCAAGGUAACCGUGGGAGGCCAGGAUAAAGUGAACGAUGGAGAAGGAAACACCGUUCCAGCUGAGGAUCUUCUAUAUGGAGUGAAGAACGCCACUGUGGUGAUUGAGGCCCGUCAGGUGGUGAUGAAAAUCUUUGAGGAUUACACUCAUUCCUGGUACUGGAUCCUCAUAGGGUUGGCAAUCGCCAUGGUCCUCAGUUUGCUCUUCAUCAUCCUCCUGCGCUACCUGGCGGCUAUCAUGGUCUGGGUCGUGAUUGCCUUGUUGAUUUUGGUGAUAGGAUAUGGUAUCGUCCACUGCUACAUGGAGUAUGCUAGCCUGAAGGGAGAGCCAGGCGCUAACGUCACUCUCCAGGAACUGGGCUUUCAGACCGACUUCGCCGUCUACCUGCAGCUACAGCAAACCUGGCUGGCCUUCAUGAUCAUCCUGGCUAUCGUAGAAGUCAUCAUCAUCCUGCUGCUCAUCUUCCUGAGGAAGAGGAUCCUCAUCGCCAUCGCUCUCAUCAAAGAAGCAAGCAGAGCCAUUGGUCAUGUGAUGUGCUCCUUGUUCUACCCGCUGUUCACCUUCCUUCUCCUGGCUUUGGUCAUCGCCUACUGGGCAGUGACUGCUGUUUUCUUGUCUACCUCCAACCAACCCAUCUACAAAGUGUUCAACGAGUCUGCGUGUGAAUACUCGAGACAAACGUGCAGCCCGGCAAAUUUCUCGGACUCUCCAGAGAAAAAGGCUUGCCCGGACUCCCAGUGCCUUUUUGCCUUCUAUGGCGGAGAGACGCCUUAUCACAAAUACCUGAUCGUCUUACAGUUCUACAACGUCUUCCUCUUCUUCUGGUGUGCCAACUUUGUCAUUGCUCUGGGACAGAUGACCUUAGCUGGAGCCUUUGCCUCUUACUACUGGGCCUUUUCCAAGCCGGACGACAUUCCUACCUUCCCUGUGUUUUCUUCUCUGGGGAGAUCUCUCAGGUAUCACACAGGGACUCUGGCGUUUGGCGCCCUCAUCCUCUCCAUCGUUCAGCUCAUCAGGGUUCUGCUGGAGUAUCUGGACCACAAACUUAAAGGAGCCCAGAAUAAGUUUGCAAAGUUCCUGCUGUGCUGCCUGAAGUGCUGCUUCUGGUGUCUGGAGAAGAUCAUAAAGUUCCUGAACAGAAACGCCUACAUUAUGGUGGCAAUAUAUGGCAAAAACUUCUGCACGGCUGCCAAAGAUGCCUUCUUUCUGCUCCUCAGGAACAUGAUUAGGGUUGCCGUCUUGGAUAAAGUGACAGAUUUUCUCCUGUUUCUGGGUAAACUGCUGGUCGUUGGGCUUGUAGGAAUCUUUGCCUUCUUCUUCUUCUCUGGGAGAGUGAAGGCCUUUGCGGACACGGCGCCGAACCUGCACUACUACUGGGUUCCCAUCCUGACUGUAGCGGUCGGCUCGUUCCUCAUCGCCAGCGGUUUCUUCAGCGUGUACUCCAUGUGCGUGGACACGCUCUUCCUCUGUUUCUGUGAAGACCUGGAACGCAAUGACGGUUCACCUGCAAGGCCUUAUUACAUGUCAUCAAGUCUGGGUGAGGUUCUGUGGAAGGACAAGGCCGGAGACGCGUCCUCUUCUGUGCAACACCAAAGCAUCGGGACCGGGCCUGAGGCGGACCGGGCCUAACUGGACUUUCUCAAGUGACGUGGAACGCCUUGUCCGCCUUUUAGGAAACCAGGCUCUGUUAAGUUUAGCUGAACAGGGGAUUUAAGGGGGAAUUUACAGUUGCAUCUUGUCUUGGCAGAGAGGUGAGGUCAGGUUUCUUCUGACAUGCAAAACAGUUUUUGUUGGAACAUUUCAAAUGAUGCUGUGCAAAACAUGAUCAAAGAAUAGAUCCAAGUGUUUUUUAAUUCAAAUGUGACAAUACUGCAGUAUUAAUAUUCUCUAAAGGAUUCAUCAAUACACUUCUGUGCUCUGUAGUGUUUUAAUCUGGAUUAAGUCACAGUGAUGUUAACACUACAGUAUGAUUGGGCUGGACAGAGUUAUAAUUCAGGAUAAAGAAUGUAAAUAUGACAUUUAGUAUAAUUUUGUUUCAUCAGUUGAAUUUUCAGAGAUGUAUGAACUCUUUCAUCCAGAUUGUCCUGAAAGAUCUGGACAUAAAUUCUCAAAAAUGAUGAUAAAUUUGAGUUUGAUUCAAAUUAGAAUCAUUAUCUGCUGUAUCAUCAGCUGUAGAACAAACUAUGUGAAUUCUGAAUGAGAAAUAUUUUAAGGAUUUAGGAUCGAUAGAAGCAUUUUUUCCUUGAAUAUAGAGGUUUUUUGUUGUUUUUUUUUUUAAUUAUGAUAAAAUGCUCCCCUUUGGUUUUGGAUUUCCAUUGAACUAACACGGGUAAAAUACAGUUGAACCCCUGCAAGUCUGUCUGAUUUCUUCAGUUAAGUUUAGUUUUGGCAUUUAUAUUCAGUAGAUUUCUUUAAACCUGUAACUGAAAGGAAAUCAUUCAUAUUUUGAGUAUUAAAAACCUUUUUAUUUAUUUAUUUUAUUUUCUCUGACCUGAAAUAGUGAAGUGCAGGUACCUGGAAAAAAAAAAGUCCUAAACUUCUCCUGUGAUUUUAAAUCUUUUUUUUUUUUUUUUACUGUAUUUUAUGUCAUUUGAAAAGUGCAGAGAAAAGCUGGGUUAAUACUGGGUGGGGGGGAGAAACAGCCAAACUUUUGUGGCCUUUGAACCGUAGAAACGGCCCACAGAAAGAAGGGCUGCCGUACUUUUCCUGGCACGUUUGGGUUCGGUUUGAGCAUCUGGUCAGACUCCAGAACCACAUGAUCACUGGAGUUCUGCUCGUUGAAGCACUUUGGCGCUGAACCGAGGCCAUAUGUCAGUCUGGAUGAGAAGUAAAGCAAGUUUUGUUGUGCAUUUUGAUUAUUUUUUUUAACUCUGAUUUGUGUUUUUCUUUAUAAAAUGGUUUAUAUUUUUAUUUUACUUUGAAGAAACAAAGUUUGAGGUCUUUAUUAAAGCCAUGUGCCUUCUUUUCUUUUUGUUUUUUUAAUAGAUGAAUAACUAUAUUGCUGUCUAAACCGAUUAGCAUGGUCAGAAAAGCUCCAUGUGUCAUGGAUUUGGUUUAAUCUCCUCCUUUACCUAAUGUUUUUCCAGUGGAGGACCUUGAAAGGAACGACGGCUCUGCAGAGAAGCCGUACUUGAUGCCUGAAAACCUCCG
This is a messenger RNA of Oryzias latipes (Japanese medaka), 3952 nucleotides long. Its product is annotated as choline transporter-like protein 2. Gene Ontology annotation, molecular function: transmembrane transporter activity. Gene Ontology annotation, biological process: transmembrane transport. Gene Ontology annotation, cellular component: membrane. NCBI's taxonomy places the organism in Eukaryota, Metazoa, Chordata, Actinopteri, Beloniformes, Adrianichthyidae. The record is from RefSeq and is a predicted model, not a curated record.